AUGGUUUUCUAGAAGAGAAGGGUUUAAUGGCAUUUCGUUGCUGUAAUCCAGAAACUGUUUACAGAAUGCUGGCCUUUAAAGGCAGGCACCGGCUGCUUAAUGGCAGCUUGUUUUCAGCCUCAAUCUCAAACAAUAACAAUGGAGGUCUGUUUGUGUCAUCACAAAUUCUACAUCUUUCUCCUUUUUCAUCUUCCAACAAUCAAGAUUCUGGUGUAGCAAAAGCCGAAUUCUUAGUGGAUUUCUUGAUUGUUUCAGUUGGGUUUACAAAGGAAGCAGCCAUCUCUAUUUCCAGAAAGGUACCUCUUCGCAGAUUCACUAAAAGUCCUCAAUUAGUUAUUAAUAUAUUCAAAGAUUGUGGUUUAAACAAUACCCAUAUCAAACAAAUCAUUUCUUGUGUUCCAAAGAUUUUAAAUUGUAGACCUCACCAAACUUUAGAACCCAAGUUUAGGGCUUUUCGAGAUUAUGGGUUUUCGGGAAGUGAUAUAGUUGAGUUAAUAAAGGGGAAUCCGAGUGUUCUCAGGUUCGGGUUGAGUACACGAAUCGUUCCUGUUGUUGAAUUCGUUAGAAGAUUUGUAGGAAGUAAUGAAGAACUCAUUCAAGCUAUAAAUAAAUCAAAAAGGUUGUUUAUGAUUUUAGGACCGGCUCAAUUACAGAACGUAUUAGCCAAUGUGUCGAGUAUGCAGGUUCGAGGGUUAUCUAAUAAGCAAAUUGUAUAUUUCAUUACCAAAUUCCCUCAAGGUGCCCAAUUGUAUCCAUCACAUUUUAAGAGUCGAUUGGUUUGGAUUGUACAAGAACUAGGAAUCCCUGACAACUCCCCGAUGUUCAUUUAUGCCUUGCACGCAACUAUUGGAAGUAAAGAAUCGACUUUAGUGAAGAAGAUUGAUAUUCUUAGGAGCUAUAAAUGGUCUGAAGAUGAAAUAGCUACGUUUGUGGCGUCUCAUCCUAAAUAUUUUUCCUACUCUGAAGAUAAAAUUCAUCAAGGGUUGAACUUUUUCAUGAAGGAACUCGGGUAUGCACCAGCUCACUUGGCGGCCUAUAAUUAUCUGUUGGGUUUGAGUUUGCAAAAAAGGGUGAAACCGAGAUAUAAAGUUCUAGAAAUCUUGAAAGAACAUAAGCUAGUUGAUAGGAAACCAUCUCUUGCUUCACUUACAGUAUAUCCAGAACCCAAAUUUCUGAAGUUUUUGAAACGCUUUGAGGAUGAGUUGCCUGGUUUGGUUAAAACUUACACCAAUAGCAUCAGGAAGACACAAAGCGAAAAGGAUGUUUGACAAGUGAAUUCGUCAGGGCAUGAUGCGAUUUUAGGUAGACCAACAGUACUUUUCCUAUUUAGCUGGUAAAUUACAUCAAUUAGUACCCGAUUGACUCUUAAAAUUGAGACAAAGAACGUUGUAUUUCCAGCUGCAAAUGGCCGGGCUGCUUGUUCUUUGCAAAGGUGAGGUCUGUGUUGUUUUGCUUAAUCUUGGUUUAACUUUUCAAAGAGCUGUUUAGAACUAAGUGUUGGCACACCAACGCAAUCUUUGUCUAAUGCAUUUAUUUUUAUAUUUAACAUCACCAUGUUAUAUUUUUCAGCACAUCUGUUUGAUGAAUUGUAUUA
This is a messenger RNA of Erigeron canadensis, 1594 nucleotides long. Its product is annotated as transcription termination factor MTERF5, chloroplastic-like. Gene Ontology annotation, cellular component: chloroplast. Bases 27 to 1268 code for a protein of 413 amino acids. Gene Ontology annotation, molecular function: double-stranded DNA binding. The transcript has a single exon. The record is from RefSeq and is a predicted model, not a curated record. Gene Ontology annotation, biological process: chloroplast organization; regulation of DNA-templated transcription. Lineage: Eukaryota; Viridiplantae; Streptophyta; Magnoliopsida; Asterales; Asteraceae.